This is a messenger RNA of Bombyx mandarina (wild silkworm), 7152 nucleotides long. RefSeq names its product DE-cadherin (gene shg). Gene Ontology annotation, molecular function: beta-catenin binding; cadherin binding; calcium ion binding. Gene Ontology annotation, cellular component: adherens junction; catenin complex; plasma membrane. The record is from RefSeq and is a predicted model, not a curated record. Gene Ontology annotation, biological process: cell morphogenesis; cell-cell adhesion mediated by cadherin; cell-cell junction assembly. NCBI's taxonomy places the organism in Eukaryota, Metazoa, Arthropoda, Insecta, Lepidoptera, Bombycidae.
GAACGAUGCGACGGGUGGUCGUGUCUCGCGUCACGCCCGAUCUCGCUCUGAACUUCGAAAUUAUUCUACGAAAUAAUAUGAAGUUUUCAAACAUAAAAUUGGGCAGAACUACCGUUUCCUUCGCAUCUAUUAGUGUUUAAUUCAUGUAAAACAUUGAGAAACGAAUAGUUUUAAGUCACUUGAAACUUAAUAGGCUUACUCGUUUACCUGCAUAGGUACUUCGUCCCACGAGCGAGUUGGUUGGUUACCUACCUUAUCGGAUAAACGAACAUUUUUUCAAAUGGAUGUGCGUUUGAGUUCUGUGAUAGUGUGCGUGUAUAGUGUGUUUACGAGACUCUGUGAGAGCGUCUUCAGAGUUGGUGACAAGUUUUUGCUAUAGUGACGUGAUAGAAAUUAUUAAUUGUAAGAAACAUGCACACGCGCAAGAGUGAGAUGGGCUUGCUUACAGCUCUACUGCUGUACUCUCUGACGGUGACGGCCGCACAGUAUACAAAAGUACGUGAUUACAAACACCACGUGACCAGGUUAAGGCAUUCAAGACACCUAGAGGGCUACAUGCCAAUACACACAGCCUACGUACCAGCCUCAUCACCCAAGCUGGCCGUAAAGGACAACCACAAGCCACUGUUCACAAACUGCUUGAACUACAGGCCCACGGUAAAAGAAGAGGCACCUGUGGGCACAUUCGUAUUCCAGGUACAUGCCGAAGAUCGGGAUCCGCCGGAAAUGGGCGGAACUGUCACGUACAAAUUCGUCUCCACUCCCGGUGAAAAGGAAAGAUUUCACGUCGAUCCCGCAAGUGGGAAUAUCACCACAGCGGACAUUUUUGAUCACGACGAGCCGUCCAGAGAGAAAGAAGCAUAUAUCACAGUGAGAGCGAGUGACAACGGCCAACCUCAACUUGACGAUGCGUGCACGAUUAAAAUCAUCAUUGAGGACAUUAAUGACAAUCCGCCUGUUUUCGAUAAAGUUUCGUAUUCGGAGUCAGUCCCUCAAGAUCUGCCGAGCGGAAGAGAGGUGAUGAGGAUAUCAGCAACAGAUAUAGACGAUGGAAACAAUUCAAUAGUAAAUUAUAAAUUAGACCCCAAUUCUCCGGAUGGAGCAUAUUUUAUUAUUGAUCCAGACAAUGGUGUCAUAUUUUUAAAUAAGACAAUUGAUAAACCGCCCGGGUAUAAAUUUAAACUGAGCGCCAUAGUCACAGACAAAGGCGUUGAGCAACAACAAAGUUCUAUAAGUUUAGACAUACAAGUUGUCGAAUCCAACAAGAAGAGCCCAUCAUUCAUAGAAGUUCCAGACGGACCCAUCAGAUUAAAAGAAAAUUACGCAGAUUUCAACACACCAAUAGCUACAAUAAGGGCGGUCUCCAACAUACCGGACGAGAACAAGCUGCAGUUCGAAUUAGUUCAAGGCCAAACAGAACAAACAAAUAAAUGGCAUACAUUCGUUCUGGAACCCGAAGCCGAUACAGCUUACGUUAAAUUAGGGAAUCACUUGGACUAUGAGAAGAUAACUGAUUACACCCUCACUGUGAGAAUACAGAAUAAUUAUAAAUUAGCAGCUGAAACAAUAAUCCAGAUCGAAGUGGAAGAUGUCAAUGACAACAUACCGAUAUUCAGCGAAAUCCGUUCCGGUAGUGUAUUAGAAAACGAGAAUCCUGGCACGCCCGUGAUGCAGGUGCGAGCAUUCGACGCAGAUGGGACCGCAGCCAACAACCAAGUCACUUACGAACUUGGAGACCCGUCAGACCCUUUCGCUAUAGACAGCAUCACCGGGAACAUCACAACCUUAAAGAUGUUUGACCGGGAAGAACGUAGCUUUUACAAUAUUAAGAUCAUAGCCACCGAUAAUUCUGAAUCAGCCCUUAUACCGGGGAAACACAAUGCAGGACAGCAAGUUUUCUUGAUUGAGAUCGCUGAUAAGAAUGACAAUCCGCCACAUUUCACGCAGCAAACCUAUGUUGCGGAGUCGAUUGCUGAGAAUGCUAAUAUUAAUGAACUCGUCACUGUGGUGAACGCUAGAGACAUUGAUACAGCUUCCAUAGUAUCUUACAGCAUCGUAGCGGGAAACACUUACGACGCCUUCUUGAUAAGAAAUUUCACAGGCGAAAUCAGAGUGAACAACGAAUUGGAUUACGAAAAUAUAACGAGUUACAGACUCGAUGUUCGAGCCUGCGACGGCAUAUACGAAGACAACGCUGUCGUCAUUAUAAACAUUGAGAAUUUGAACGACAAUCCUCCAGUUUUUGUUACAAAUUACACGAAAACCAUUGAAGAGGAACGGCUUUACGAAGGGUGUAUAGUUAAGGUUGAAGCCUACGACCCAGAUAUAAAAGAUAGAAACGCUCCACAAAACAUAAUCUAUUCCCUAGUGAAGCACGAACAGAAGGAAUUCUUGCAAAUUGACAAUGAGGGCUGCCUACGUUUAACCAAACCACUGGACCGGGACCAACCCUCAGGAUUCACCAGAUGGCAGUUCUUGAUUAUGGCUGCUGACCACGGAGGAAGAUUAGGUUCAGACAGCUUGAGGUCCACAACUGAAGUCAUUUUGGAACUGACCGAUAUAAACGAUAACGCGCCUUUCCUGACGAAUACUCAGCCGGUCAUUUGGUACGAGAAUGAGCCACCAGGCCAGGUUGUGGUGCUGACUGCGAAAGAUUACGACUCCAACGAGAAUGGCCCGCCAUUCACAUUCGCUUUGAACGAAUCUGCGUCUUUUGACAUCCGAUCCAAAUUCCAAAUACAAGGGAACAUCCUUUCUACAUUAGUAUCGUUUGAUAGAGAACAAAGAAAAGAAUAUAAGAUACCUGUAGCUAUAACCGACUCUGGCACUCCGAGGUUGACGGGUGUUUCGGUGCUACAUGUCGUCAUAGGUGACAGGAAUGAUAAUCCAAUGGGACCAGGGCAUAGUGACAUCUUCGUAUAUAACUAUAAGGGCGAGGCACCAGACACGGAGAUUGGUAGGGUGUUUGUCGACGACCCCGACGACUGGGAUCUACCGGACAAGAGGUUCAUGUGGCUGCCUUCAUACGAGCAGAGAAGCCCGUACUUCGACGUCCAUAGCAACACGGGCAUGAUAACAAUGAAAGAGGGAACCCCUAACGGCACCUAUUUGUUGAGAUUCAAUGUAACAGAGGAGAACGAACCCAUAGUCGCCUUCCAUUGGGUCGAGGCUACAGUCAAUGUGACGAUCAAGGAAAUACCAGAAGAAGCCGUGGACAAAUCUGGGUCAAUUCGUUUCGUGAACGUCACCGCUGAAGACUUCAUCAUACCCGAGGAGGAUGGUACCAGUAAAAAGGAUAAGCUCCAUCGUCGUCUAGCACAGCUGUACAACACUUCCUUGGACAACGUAGACGUCUUCACGGUAUUCAGCAAGCCGACUGUGAAAGACAUGUUUUUGGAUGUGAGGUUCUCGGCUCACGGCUCGCCUUACUACUCACCAGAGAAACUUGACAGCAUGGCGGUUGGGAUACAGGAGAAGCUGGAAGAAGAACUCCAAUCAAGAAUAUACAUGGUGCACAUCGAUGAGUGUCUGAUUGAGAAGGAGCAAUGCGAGGACUCAUGCCGUAAUGUGCUCAUAAAGAAUAACGUACCGCUUUCCGUGUAUACCAACACAACUAGCUUCGUUGGAGUCUCCGCGAGGGUCGAAUCCGAGUGCACGUGUGAUGUACAGGAGCCACUGAUUUGCUUAAACGGAGGUACUGCUUUUGCGGACAAGUGCGAGUGCCCCGAAGGUCUGAACGGACCUCAUUGUGAGCAGACAUCGAUCGGUUUCCAUGGCGACGGGUGGGCCAUGUAUGCACCGCCUCCCGCGUGCCACGAGGGCAGGGUCACCCUGACCGUGACCUCACAUUCCAAAAAUAGUCUUGUCUUUUACAUGGGGCCUCUGAAGCACAAUCCGUUGUUGAACGUUCAAGACUUCAUGUCUUUGGAGCUGAAGGAUGGUCAUCUGCUGCUGCUCGUGAACUACGGCUCGGGUAUAACGCGACUAAACAACACUGUCGUGGAGGUGGCCGACGGAAAACCUCAUUUAAUAGAAAUAGUGCUCACAAGGAACUCGAUCGAGAUGUUUGUGGAUCGUUGCAAACUGUCCACCUGUAUGAGUCUGUCGGCUCCUAUAAGGCCCAACGAAAUACUUAAUGUCAACGGUCCCUUACAACUCGGCGGAGCUAGCAUCGAUCUGGAAGCGUUGGCUCAAUCGUUCGGCUGGUCCAUGGUCCCGACUAACCAGAACUUCAUCGGAUGCAUAAGCAAUUUCACGUACAAUGAUUUUAUGUACAAUCUUGGCCAGCCGUCUAUGCACAAGAACGCCGAUCCAAGCUGUCAGAGAAGCAUGUUCACGGCUGUCACAUUCGGAAUAGACGCCAACUUCCUAGUAGCCAUAUUGGUGUGCAUCGCUAUUUUAGUCAUUUUGCUGUUAGCGGUAGUGGUACACCGGCGUCGCGCCGACGCGUGGGCGGAGAAGGAAUUGGACGAUAUAAGGGAGAACAUCAUCGCCUACGAAGACGAGGGCGGCGGCGAAGGAGACGCCGGAUACGACCUGCAUGUCCUCAGACAAAUGUACGACGGACCGCCCCCAGAUACUGGCGCUUACCAACAAAGAAGGCUACUAUUAGAGACGACACCGGACAUAUCAGGGUUCCUGGACGAUAAGAAGUCGGUGUUGGAUCGCGAUCCGGACAUCAUUCCUUACGAUGACGUCAGACACUACGCGUACGAAGGUGACGGCAACACCAGCGGGUCCUUGUCUUCGUUGGCCAGCUGUACCGACGACGAAGAUCUGAAAUUCAACUACCUAUCGACAUUCGGUCCUCGAUUCCGCAAGCUGGCCGACAUGUACGGCGACUCCGACGACGAGAGACAACCGCACGAGGAGUCGUGGUGCUAGCGCCACGCUUGGCUCGUGUAGCCAGACAAACAUCACCCCUAUGUGACUUGGAUUUAAGGGCGAAAACGCCCAGUGUCAGUACUUGGUGGACGCGAAAACGCGACUAAAUUGCGAUUUAAUGCCAAGCUUCAAGAUGCCUUACCGCUUAACCGCGUUUCGAUUUCGACGGGUCGUGUUCCUCGUCGAUGCUCGUGUGACAUUAUGGACCCCACCGUUUGAAUUUUUGAAUAGGAAUUGUUUAAAGGGCCUGUGAUAGUUGUUCAAAUGAUUUUAAACAUUCGUGGUUCGCUUUAAGCCACUGAUGCAUUCCGUGUAGUCAGUCUCUAUCGUUUUGUUUCUUUUUCGUAAAUAACCGCAUUGAACUGUGCGCUUUAGUGACGUUGUGAGUGUUUGAAAUGUUCCGUGCGCGACAUGAACUUGUCCAAUAAUUCGAGAGUUUUCUCUCUAAUUUAGACCAUAAAUCAGACGUAAAAUUUCUCGUGUGAACUAUUUAUAGAUAUUUGUCACAUUAAUUAAUUAUGAACACAAGGCAAAUUUAAAAAAAAAUGAGUCAGUUAACGCAUUUACUGAGAUUUUUGUCUUGAGUUAAAUUUUGAGGGUAGGCGAUAAAAAACAUUAAUUAAUGCGAGAAUUAUCUAUGAAAGGAUAAGUAAAUAGAUAUCUGAUGUACUUAGUUGAGUUUAUGUGCUUUUUUUUUUAAAUAUAAUAUUUUAAAAAUCAUUCUGCUACCCGUCCAAUUUAUAUUUUGGCCCAAACGUUCGAGAAAUAUGUAUGCGAUUAUAAGUUUGUACAUUUUACGUGUGACUGAGAAUUAUUUGCAAAUUAUAAAUCAGAAGAAAUUUGUUAAGAAACUUGCAUUUUUUACUAUGGACUUUUUUAAGGGUUGAAUUGACACUGUCGAACAUGGAUUGUUCACGGCCCUCGAUAAACUUUGAUCCGAUUUAGUAUUACUAUACCUAAUACGUGUGUGGUGUAUGAUUAGGAAUUAGAUUGACGAAGCUUUUACUGGUGGUAGGGCGCCUUGUGAGCCCGCACGGAUAGGCACCACUGCCCUAUCUAUUUCUGCCAAGCAGUAAUGCGUUUCGGUUUGACAGAUGAGGCACUCGUAAAAACCCAGACUUAAGUUUCAAGGUGGAUGGCGGCAUUUACGUUGCCGAUGUCUAUGGGCUCUACCACUUAAUUCUAGAUAAGCCUUAAGAUCGUCCUCCCAUAUAAGAAAGAAAAAAAAAACAAAUAUUUCAUUCCACUUUCGACAAUUUAGGCACGGUAUAAGUUUAUCGAUAGUUGUCGACAAUUAUCUUUCCCAACUCUAAGUCCAUUAAUAAGCGGGGUGUCACUAAACCUGUGGUACCGCACUAGGUUUGUAAAGUCGUAGCUGAUUUAAAUAAGUUUUUUUAAGAAACAAAAAAAAAAACGACUGAUUCGAAAACGUUGUUUUAGGCAUCGUUUUAGAUACGCCUAAAUUAUUUCUUGUACGUAAAUUUUUAUUAUAAUAAAUGUAAGGUAUGUCGACAAGUUUAAUGCUAAUUUCGUGUUUAAAAUAUAUAAAUAUAUUAUUUUUGUACUGUGACAGCUAAAUGAUUUUAUUUAUGAAACGUAAUAAUUCAAAUCGGAGUUGUUUAGUGCAACAGCGCUUAGUAUGUUUAGUGCCAUUUAUGUUAUUUAAGUGUAUAACACCGUUCGAUGGAUGCCUCUCACAUUUUCUGUAUUUAAUGAAAUUAAGCCCUAAGUUCAAGUCAUAACAAUGGAAAUGAGAUGAACAUUUUUUUUUAAUAUUUUCCUUUCCUUAACUUUAGUGACAUUAAAGAAGUGUUAUUUCUUAUUGAAUAAUUGUUUAAAUUCACUAACGCUCAUACUUGGAAAUUUCUUUUGGAAAACUAACAAUAAGAGCUAAUAUAAAAGUCCUCAGUUCAACUUAUAUUAAUAAAAAUAAGUGUCACUAAUGUCAACAUUAACAUUAGUGACAUAUAAUUUCGCAACGAUUUCCAUUUGAAAAUUUUGAAAUUUGCGGUUUGUUUAAGUGCGACAAUGCUUAAGAUAAGAUCUCCGUGAACACUAAAACAAAAGCAAUCGGAAGCCCAUGCGUUAAAUAUAUUAAAAAUAAAACCUUUAUCCCGAUUCCUUUCAAAAGUGAUUAUUUCAAAAGUAAAUCUGAGCUUGUCUAAUGACUUGAAAUACUAGACGAUGACCGAUUUUUUUUUGAUAACGCCAUCUUGUUGUGUCUUUAAAGCGGUUAGUUGCCCUCAAUUAAGAAAAAUAGUAUUAUUA